AAAAAAUCCCAUGACAUGAUGCGACCCACCCCGGCCUCGGUCUAAAAAGUCCCUACCGUCUCCCUUCGUCUUCUGCAAACCCUACGUCAAUAAUGCCCAAUCCAAAACCCUAACCCCAAGAAAAAAAACAAAAUGGCGAUCGGCGGCGGAGGCGGCGGAGGGGACUCUCCGUACACGACGGCGAAGACGUCGGUGUGGUGGGAUAUCGAGAACUGCCAGGUCCCUCGGGGGAGCGACGCUCACGUGAUCGCUCAAAACAUCAGCUCCGCCCUCGCUAACGGAGGGUACAAGGGUCCCGUCACCAUCUCCGCCUACGGCGACACCAACAAGAUCGCCAGCGGCGUUCAGCAAGCGCUCUCCAGCACCGGAAUCGCCCUCAACCACGUUCCGGCUGGGGUUAAAGAUGCGAGCGAUAAAAAAAUUCUAGUUGACAUGCUUUUCUGGGCAGUUGACAAUCCUGCCCCUGCAAACUACCUACUUAUAUCUGGUGAUCGUGACUUCUCUAAUGCUCUCCAUCAACUACGCAUGAGGCGAUACAAUAUUCUACUCGCUCAUGCACCAAAUGUAUCCCAGGCACUUGUUGCUGCUGCUCGAAGUGUGUGGCUCUGGUCAAGCCUCUUGGCUGGAGGAUUACCGCUGAAUAAAUCAGAGCUGAGUUAUCUUGGUAAUGCAUUUGGUUCUAAAACCUCAGAGGCAAGCAACAAAACUGAAGAGGAACCGGCUUGUAACGAUAUCUCUAAUGUGAGAGCUGAAGCUGAUAACCAAUUUAAAGGUAAUAAGCAAACUCGGGAAAACCAACUUCUAGCGAUGAUUCAGGGAUUGGUCACCAAUCAGCAGCACUUGGCGAGACAGCUUCACAGGGAGCCGCAGGACCAGCCUCCCCCUCGCGCAGAGUCUGGAGUUAGAGAGUUUCGAUAUAUGCGGCCUCCUUCCUUUUCUGGUGCCGAUGGACCUUUAGCAGCAGAGGAGUUUCUCAAGGUCACUGAGACUAUUCUCACGGUGACCCGCAUCCCCCAUGCUGAAUGGGUGGACCUCAUCGAUAUUCAGCUCACCGACACCGCUCGGAUUUGGUGGAUUGCAGAGAAGACUCAUCUGGAGAGGCCCAUCUUGUGGGAGACGUUCACCGAGCGCUUCAACAGGAAAUAUUUUCCUCAAUCAGCUCGGGAUGAACUCCUACGAAGAUUUGUUGAGCUCAAGCAAGGAGGGCGAACAGUAGAUGAGUACGAGACCGAGUUUUCUUCUUUGAGCCGAUAUGCUCCCCACUUGGUUACAGACCCCACUAUCAGGAGACAUCAGUUUCAGAAGGGUCUGGACAAGUACAUUAGGAUGGCUCUGGCAGGUAGAGCUUUGGCGACCUAUGAUGCGGUACUGGAUGCAGCACGCGAGAUUGAGAGCGUGCAUAAGGAACCUGAAGACUCUCACGUGAUUCAAAGCAGGACACCAGCAGCUCCGGCCCGGAAUGUCGAGCGUCCCCCUCCGAGACAGCAGCAGCAGGCUCCGCAGAGACAGCAGCAUUCCCAGCGUCAGCCAUCUCAUCAGGCUCACCCUUAUCAGCGUCCUGUUGUGCAGAUUCGCGGCCAGCCAUCGGUGAAGUGUACUCAUUGUGGCAGCAGUUCCAUGUUUCAGCUGUGACUCAUAUCCCUUUAAAUUGUUUCAGGUACUGGAACCUGCAAUUUCGCAUCAAGUUCUUCUUCCAGCGUGAAUCCUGGCAUGAAUCCUCCUUCGAACCCUGCUCAGAGUCCUCCUUCGAAUCCCGUUACGAGUCCUCCUUCGAACCCUGCUCAGAGUCCUCCUUCGAGCAGCAGCUCAGGUACUGGGUCAACAGGAAUCGGUUCUACACCCACUGGUUUUGCUCCUGCUUACGGCUCCAGUUCUGGGUCAGGCUCAUCAGUGUUCAACAGCACCAGCUCCUCUGGCUCCGGUUCAGUGUUCCCAUCAGAGAGCCCCAUGGGGACAAUAAGCACCAGCCCAUUCUUUCGAC
Molecule: messenger RNA, 1981 nt
Organism: Asparagus officinalis (garden asparagus)
Lineage: Eukaryota; Viridiplantae; Streptophyta; Magnoliopsida; Asparagales; Asparagaceae
Exons: 3
Coding region: 133-1632 (499 amino acids)
Biological process (GO): regulation of gene expression
Cellular component (GO): peroxisome
Molecular function (GO): RNA nuclease activity
Source: RefSeq, a predicted model, not a curated record